Messenger RNA from Scleropages formosus (Asian bonytongue), 1251 nucleotides. Its product is annotated as natterin-3-like. Lineage: Eukaryota; Metazoa; Chordata; Actinopteri; Osteoglossiformes; Osteoglossidae. The transcript has 2 exons. The coding region runs from base 1 to 1251 and encodes 416 amino acids. The record is from RefSeq and is a predicted model, not a curated record.
AUGACUGUGAUUGUUGCUGCCCUGUUGCCCCACCAGAUGAGAGAAGCACUCUUUGCCUUCUUUACGGUCCUUCAGCUCUGCGUUGCUCUCCCUUCUGAGCUCCCCCAUACAAGGUCGGAGCUGGAUGGAAUCAAAAAAGCAGAGCAACAACUCUUCUUGAACCCACUGCUGGAAGAUGUGGUUCCACCUUUAUCCAGUACAGGUGCUGUGCUCCAACCAGAGACACGUCCAAAGCUACAGAUGUCCCAAGGAGACAAAUCUAUUCCAAUUUUUGGUGACAAUGUCAGCCUCAAAUGGUUAAGGUGGAAUGGGUCCCUCCCUAAUGGCGCAGUGGCUAUCUAUAACGGCUAUGUCUCACGCACUGAUUACAUUUGCAAAUACAAUUGUGAGGCUGGAUUCUACACACCGAGUAAAGGCCCCUAUUGCCUCUACCCCUAUGCCAAUAGGGAAUAUUAUGCUGCAGAAUUUGACAUCCUUGUCAAUGAGGACAACUUUGAAUUUUUGGAGUGGAAAGAGGACUCGUACGGGUCUGUACCCCCACAUUCUGUCAGGACAUGCUCCGGGGUCAACAUCUUUGUUGGGAAGAACAAGUAUGGACUGGGGAAAGUUGUUACUCAACAUGAAGCCUUUUUCCUGCCAUGGGAAGGUGAUGAGUACUGGUACAAGAAGUAUCAAGUCCUGACCAUAAACACAGAUGGAUACAGUCAGCACAUUUCCCACGUGGAGUAUGAUAUUGAUAAAAUUAAUCUCUUCCAUCAUCCACCUGAGACGUUGCAACUAGCUAGGGUCAGCAACCUCGACUGCCAGAGCAUUGAAAAAACUGUGACUCUGGAGAAAUCUAGCACAGAGGAGAAGACCUGGAACAUUGGCCGAGAAACCCAAAAUGGGUCAACCUCCACCAUAAAUGCCAAGAUCCCAAUCCUUAAUCCAGACAAUGUGGACUUCUCCAAGGAACAGACAGUAAGCUUUUCCACAGGUACCACCAUUGUGGAGACCAUCAGCCACUCCAUCUCUGUGCAGAUUACAGUGCCACCAAACCACUCCUGCGCAGUACGCAUGGAGGGCAAAAAACUGACAGCUGACAUCCCUUUCACAGCACGUCUGAGCCGCACAUAUCGCAAUGGGAACACUCACUGGACCAUAAUCACAGGCACCUACAAUGGUGUGACAAUUGGGGAGCUAAAUGCUUUGGUAGAACGCUGUCAGCCUAUUCCUAAUGCUGUAGACUGCAUCUUGAGGCAGAACAACUGA